Tarenaya hassleriana is the source of this 1954-nucleotide messenger RNA. Its product is annotated as D-xylose-proton symporter-like 2. The record is from RefSeq and is a predicted model, not a curated record. Lineage: Eukaryota; Viridiplantae; Streptophyta; Magnoliopsida; Brassicales; Cleomaceae. The transcript is spliced from 15 exons. Bases 199 to 1704 code for a protein of 501 amino acids. Gene Ontology annotation, molecular function: fructose transmembrane transporter activity. Gene Ontology annotation, cellular component: membrane. Gene Ontology annotation, biological process: transmembrane transport.
CCCCUUUCCUGGAAAGAACAUCACCCCUCUCACUCUAAAUUCCGAUCACCGACACGAAGUCGAAAGCUACCUAGUUCAUGUCCGAACCCAUUAACCAUUUGGGUCUACCAGGACACGGGCAAAAGUCGAACAUCGAAAUCCCGGGAUUUAUCUUCUCCCCAAUUCCCCAUCUUCGUCUUGGUUUGGAGAUAGACAGCUAUGGCGUCUGAUCCCGAGCAGCCAUCUCUCCCUUCUCUUGUACAGGUUGGUAAAUCUUCUGGGGAGAUAAGCAGCGAAAGAGAGCCCCUUAUUAAAGAGAGUUACAGCUCAGAAAACUACUCUGUAGUUGCAGCCGUGCUCCCGUUUCUCUUCCCAGCUCUUGGAGGGCUGCUUUAUGGUUAUGACAUUGGUGCAACAUCUUGUGCAACCAUUUCUAUUAAGUCGCCUACAUUAAGUGGAAUUUCAUGGUACAACCUAUCCUCGGUUGAUAUUGGUCUAAUUACCAGUGGCUCACUUUAUGGUGCCUUAAUUGGCUCCAUUGUGGCUUUUACUGUUGCCGACUUUCUAGGAAGGAGAAAGGAGCUGAUUUUGGCUGCGUGUGUGUUUCUUGUUGGAGCCCUUGUGACUGCACUUGCACCUGUCUUUUUCAUUCUGGUUAUUGGGAGGAUUAUAUACGGUAUUGGGAUUGGACUGGCUAUGCAUGCUGCUCCAAUAUACAUUGCAGAGACUGCUCCGAGUAAGAUACGUGGGCAGCUGAUAUCACUAAAGGAAUUCUUUAUUGUCUUUGGGAUGGUUGGAGGGUAUGGAAUUGGUAGUAUUUUGGUCAAUAUUGGUUCUGGUUGGCGCUACAUGUAUGCAGCGAUUGUCCCUGUAUCGGUGAUAAUGGGAGUUGGAAUGUGGUGGCUACCAGCAUCACCUAGGUGGCUUUUAUUGUGUGCCAUUCAGGGAAGGGGGGAAAUGGAGGACCUAAGAGAGGCAGCCAUCUCUUCUCUUUCCCGCCUUAGGGGUCCAGCUAUAGGUGACUCAGCACCUGAGCAAGUAAACGAGAUCUUGUCUGAGCUUUCCUUUGUGGGUGAGGACAAAGAAGCUUCAUUAGGUGAAUUGUUUCAAGGGAAGUGCUUGAAAGCGCUCUUUAUAGGAGGAGGUUUAGUUUUGUUUCAACAGAUAACCGGGCAACCAAGUGUGCUUUAUUAUGCACCAUCAAUCCUACAGACUGCUGGAUUUUCUGCUGCAGCUGAUGCAACAAGCGCCUCAGUUCUACUUGGUAUAUUGAAGUUGAUCAUGACUGGAGUUGCUGUUGUAGUUAUUGACAAACUUGGAAGGAGGCCUUUACUUCUGGGCGGUGUUAGUGGCAUGGGUGUCUCAUUAUUCCUCCUGGGGUCAUAUUACAUCUUCUUCGGUGAUGCAUCCUCUGUUGCUGUCGUUGCAUUGCUGCUAUAUGUGGGAUGUUACCAGUUAUCAUUUGGUCCUAUCGGUUGGCUGAUGAUUUCGGAGAUCUUUCCGUUAAAAUUAAGAGGUCGAGGGCUCAGCAUAGCGGUGCUUGUGAAUUUUGGUGCCAACGCUCUUGUUACAUUUGCUUUCUCACCUCUGAAGGAGAUGUUGGGGGCCGGGAUAUUGUUUUACGGGUUCGGUGUGAUUUGCCUGUUGUCUCUACUUUUCAUAUUCUUCAUUGUACCAGAGACAAAGGGUCUCACUCUAGAGGAAAUUGAAGCCAAAUGUCUCUAAAGAUUCAAGAACAGUUCAGACGGAUACUUCUGUGUCCAAAUCACAACACGCACUGCCGCUGCAGACACGAGGGCAAAAAAGUUAGAAAUGUGACAGGACGUGUUCAGGUGAAAACCCAUCAUCUGUGUAACAGGACAUGUUCAGGUGAAAAAAAUUAUGUAAAGAGCUACCAUACGAUAUUGUCUUCAGUUGUAUUUUUAUCACAAAAUUCGAAAGAGCAGAAAAAUAAAAAAGACAGAUUGAUGAUUUA